GGGGGAGCUUGGGAGGAGACACAGCCCGGACAGGUGACCCCAAACUGACCAAAGGGACAUUCCAGACCAUGGAACAUCAUGCUCAGUAUCUAAAGCAGGGGAAGAAGGAGGAAGGGAAGGACGUUUGCAGUGAUGGCGCUUGUCUUCCCAAGCCACCCUGAGGUGUGAUGGGGCCCUGCUCUCCUGGGGAUGGCUGAACACCCGCCUGCCCAUGGGAAGCAGUGAAUUCAUUCCUUGCUUUGCUUGCGUGCAUGGCUUCUGUUUUCCCUAUGGAACUAUCUUUAUCUCAGCUUGUGGGAUUUCUGCCUUUACCCUCCGCCAUCCCGCGGGUGAGGGACUCAGCGAGCGGCGCGGCACCGCGCCCGGCACGGGCUGCGGGCGGGCCCCCGAAACACCGCAGGCUGGCCGGGGCCGCGCCAGGCACGCUGGGGCGGGGAGUUCCGGCGGGGCGCCGCCUGUAGGCCAGGCCGUGAUUUCCAACUACAUUUCCCACCGUGCCUGGCGGCGCAGAGAGGCGAUAAAAGGGGGAACGGCGCAGGUGUCACGCUGGAGGGCAGGUGCGGGCGGCGGGUUGGGCUGGGCUGAGCAGCGGUGCUCCCGAGGCCUCAUGAAGCCGCAAGAGUCGCCGGAGAGCGGCCCCGCCACCGCCGCCGCGCUGGAGGCGCUGAAGCAGCGGGCGUGCGAGAGCGUGGAUCUGAACGCUGCGCGUCUGGGCGCGCUGAGCCGCGACAUCUGGAGCCGUCCCGAGCUGGCGUACGCGGAGCACCAGGCGCACGACGCCCUGACCCGCUUCUUCUCCGGCGGGGACCUGCCCGGCGCCGCCUGGGCCGUGCAGCCGCGCUACAAGCUGGGCACGGCUUUCCGCGCCGACUGGGGCACGGCGGCCCCGCAGGACCCGCUCCGCCUGGCCUUCCUCUGCGAGUACGACGCGCUGCCCGGGCUCGGGCACGCCUGCGGCCACAACCUCAUCGCCGAGGUGGGAGCCGCCGCCGCGCUGGCGCUCAAGGCCGCCCUGGAGAGCCUGGCGGAGCCCGCGGCCGUGCAGAUCACGGUGCUGGGGACCCCCGCGGAAGAGCAAGGAGGAGGCAAAAUAGACCUCAUCAAGGCUGGAGCGUUCGACGGCCUGGAUGUGGUUUUCAUGGCGCACCCUUCGCAAGAAAACGCUGCUUACCUGCCCGACGUGGCCGAGCAUGAUGUGACUGUGAAAUACUAUGGAAAAGCUUCUCAUGCUGCUGCUUAUCCUUGGGAAGGAGUUAAUGCAUUAGAUGCUGCUGUUCUUGCGUACAACAAUCUGUCUGUUUUAAGACAGCAGAUGAAACCGACCUGGAGAGUUCAUGGUGUAAUAAAAAAUGGUGGUGUGAAACCUAACAUCAUUCCUUCUUACACUGAACUAGAGUUUUACUUGCGUGCUCCUUCAAGGAAAGAGCUUUCUGUUCUGACAGAGAAGGUUGAAAACUGCUUCAAAUCUGCAGCAGUGGCCACAGGAUGCAAGGUGGAAAUAAAAGGUGGUGAAAAUGAUUACUACAAUGUGCUUCCGAAUAAGAGCCUGCAGAAAAUUUACAAGGAGAAUGGAGAGAAGCUUGGAAUAGAUUUUAUAUCAGAAGAUGCUAUCUUGAAUGGUUUGUCAGGUUCCACGGACUUUGGAAAUGUUACAUUUGUGGUCCCUGGGAUUCAUCCUUAUUUUUAUAUUGGCUCUGAUGCAUUGAAUCAUACUGAGCAGUACACAGAAGCUGCAGGGUCACAGACUGCUCAGUUCUACGCCUUGCGCACAGCAAAGGCUUUGGCAAUGACAGCACUGGAUGUCAUUUUCAAGCCAGGUCUGUUGGAAGAAGUCAGGGAAGACUUUAGAGAAGUGAAGCUCAAAGAAGAGGAACAAACAAAUCCAGUAAAACCUAAAAAAGAAUCUGGUGUUGGUGAAGGAGCAUGUGCAUCACACUAAACUUGAUUAAAACAUUCUCAGUAGCAUUGACUUAAUGGAGAUGCUGUAUUUAAAUCCCAAUAGGGGCUGGAUAAUACAUAGCUGAAGAAAUUAUGAUUUUAUUUAAUUUAGACUUCAGGAGAAGUAAAUAGUAUAAUUGCUUUCGAAAAAUGUGAAAUUUCAUCUAGCUGUAAUGUUUGUGUUCACUGUGGUGAUGAUUUUCAUACAGAGAUCUCAAAUAUAUUCUCUUUGAUUUGCAGUGUUGAAUAAAUUAUAGUGUUUACAUCCCUUGUCAGUGAUUUUUUAUGUAGUGCUAUAUUAAUAUUCCUUAUAGAGGAAGUAUGGCAAUUUUCUGUUCUGAAAUAAGUACUUUUCAUUCAGUGAUCAUAUGCUGAAUCUGAUCUGUGAAGCUUUUAUAAAAUUUCUGGUCAGUCACUUUUUUUGGGAUAAGAUGGAGACUUAAAAAAUGAGCUGGUUUCACUGGAGAAAAGGGGCUAUGUUUGGAAAUAUACUUGGUUUUGAUAAGAGUAGCUUCCAGCAAUGGUACUGUUUGGAUAGGAAUGCAAUCUGUUAAGCUUGAUUGUCCUAAAACGCAUUGAUUUUCCUCCUAUUAAAUUUUGGAGGUGUUGUGGAGAAGUCACGGAUCACAAAAUUGGAAAGCAGCUAAAUGUUUAUUUGAUUAAAUCAACACAUUUAAACUCCUGCAAGAAGAAUUCUGCUCUGAGGCAGUACAGGUGUCCACACAAGGUAUUGCAUUAGCUUAACUGAUCUGAAGGAAGUGUAUAAAUUUAGCUAAACCAGUGGAAAUCUUUGUCACAAAGCUACAAGUAUGGUGCCAUGAAGCAAUAAAUGGUUGUGUGCAAGUCCCUCUAGUAAGCUCAGAGGAGCUUGCAGUGAGGACUGCUGGCUUUUUUAACCUGUUUGUUCCCGUGUCCUAAGCAGCACAUCUGUUAAGUCUUGCCAGUUGUCCUUUCUGUGUGUUGUGUGGUUAGUCCAUUUAAUCUUUGUUAUUUUGCUUCCCAGGGACAUUGAUACUGCAGUUUUAUCAAGGUGGUGUUUUGUGUGCCCAAACACGUUAGGAUGUCUUUUAAUUCACUGGUUAAAGAUCUCGUGAGUACACAGAAAAUAAGUCAGUGGACAGAUAGAGUGAGAAAGCAACUUACUGAUUAAUGUUUUCCUAAGCACAGGUAUUACUGUGUAAGCUUCAGAAAGGAAGGCAGGCAAGCUGUAUUCCUCAGAAGUCAGAGUAACUGUCUUUCAGUAAACUUUUUCUUUUUUCAACAGUCUCUAAAUGGUAAACUCUAAAAUUCUGUUCAGCAUUUACAGUUUAUUGAUCUCUGUAUUCACUUUAACAUUAUGCCAGUAUCCUUGUUUGCAUUAGCAAACAGUUUUCACAGCUGGAUGGAAGAAACAGAUGAAGGUGGGACUCUGAGCCAUAGAUGUGUCCAGGAUAGUAAGUUGAAUACUAAAUCCAACUGAAAUUUGUUCUAAGGUUUGUCAGAGGAACUUUGUCCUUAACUUUUAAUUUACAGUCUGCCUUGCCAGUUCUGGGACACAAUUGCAAUUCAUUAAGAUCUGCUGGGUUAUCAGGCUAGUGCAUUAAUUUCCUUAGCACAUGUGGCUUUUUAUUUCCUCCUGCAAGACCUGCUUAACUCAUCGCUUUGCUGUUUUUAAGAUGGAGUGUUAGGAUCCCACGUAGAUAGCACAUGCUGUGUUGUUGUGUUUCCUACAAGCUGAUAUGCAUUAAAGCCUUCUCAGUUCUCUUUGUUCAGACCUCUUAGCUGCAUCAUAUCCAAGAUCAGUUAAUUAAACUUCUCUGAACUAAAAGUGUGUCUUCAUUUUAUUGUAAUUGUUGCUGGAAUUAAAAUGGAAUUAAAAGUACUGAUUAAAGAUGAGUUGAUAGUAAUAAAGGAGUUUAAUUGUGAUUGAA
Messenger RNA from Motacilla alba alba, 3848 nucleotides. It is a transcript of the gene PM20D2, whose product is annotated as peptidase M20 domain containing 2. The record is from RefSeq and is a predicted model, not a curated record. The transcript is spliced from 7 exons. Gene Ontology annotation, molecular function: dipeptidase activity. NCBI's taxonomy places the organism in Eukaryota, Metazoa, Chordata, Aves, Passeriformes, Motacillidae. The coding region runs from base 212 to 1939 and encodes 575 amino acids.